Messenger RNA from Cloeon dipterum, 1515 nucleotides. Its product is annotated as INO80 complex subunit B. The record is from RefSeq and is a predicted model, not a curated record. Gene Ontology annotation, cellular component: Ino80 complex. Gene Ontology annotation, biological process: chromatin remodeling. Bases 127 to 1335 code for a protein of 402 amino acids. The transcript is spliced from 7 exons. Lineage: Eukaryota; Metazoa; Arthropoda; Insecta; Ephemeroptera; Baetidae.
AGGUGGUCAGCAGGCACUGUUCUUUCCCGGAAUUUCGCUCUUUUUUCUCUCCUUGUGAAUUUUUCGCAGGGGAAGCGAUUUCAGCUAUAUCAUUUUUACUAACUAAAUAGAAGACUGGACCCUGCAAUGAUUGACCUGGAGCAUAUUGAAGUCGAUGUUGUCGGGAUGGACAUAGAAAUUGAAGAAGAGUCUCAGGAAGCGCCUCUUCCGAGGAAGCGGUCGAAAAAGUCAAAGCACAAGAAGCACAAAAGAGACUCACGGCCCGUAGAAGAAUCGGACAGCGACCUGGACGUACAGAUCCAAAAGCCUAAGAAGGUUGCGCCCGUGAAAAAAGCGGCGGUAAAGAAGGCAGAGCUUCCGGCCGUUCUGGAGCCGGUGCGAAUCUCUGAACGAACUCCAAAGCCCUCUUUGAAAAUGAAAGAAGCAGAGUCAAGCGCCCAGAUGGAACGGUCUUUUGAAAAGGCGCACAAGUCAUCUCCUAAGCUGAGGGAAGCCGAGCUGGACCAGUUUGAACCAUCAAGGACCUCGGAGAGAACGCCCAAGCCGUCGCUGAAACUGAAAAUCAAGCUUGCCGAAGCAGCUGAGAGCAGUUUGGCGAAAAACAAGUCGCCCAGCAAGAGCAGCGAAAAGUCGUCUCCGAGUCUUGCCACAAGCGUAAUUGGCAGCCAGAAUGUUCCCAGUCCAGGGUCGGCCAAAAUGCUGGCGCCUGGAAGUAAGAAAAAGAAGGGCAAGGGCAAAGACAGCUCCUCGGACGAAGAACGAUGGCUCGAUGCCAUCGAGUCAGGAAAACUUGAAGAGGUGGAUGACGAAUUGAAGAAAAUAAAGGAUCCAAAAUUGAUGACAGCGAGACAGAGGGCCAUGUUCGAAAAGAAAAGCGACUUCCCCGGCGAAGAGCUGCCGUUGAUGGCCCUCCCUUCGGGCUACAAGGAAAAGGUUAUCACCGAGGAAAUGAUGCAGAAGCGGGCCCUGAAGCUGCAGCGCCGGAAGCAGCAGGCCGAGGAGAAGAGGGAGAAAGAUAAGAAAAUGACGAUGGACAGGCUGUUGAAGAAACAGGCGUCCAAGGCGAACAGGCCAGUCACCAAAAAGAGCAGCAACUUCUCGCAAGAGCCGCUGCUGCUGAUGGUCAACAACGAAAACGAAACCACCAUCAGCUUUCCACUCGGAAUGCAAUGCCCAAUUCAAGAAUCAAAGCCAAAACCACUGCCACCACCUGCCGCGAAGUGUCGCGUUGAAGGGUGCCAGAACAGGAAACGGUAUUCGUGCUCAAAAACUGGAGUUCCCCUGUGCAGCAUCGAAUGCUACAAAACCAACCUGGCCAUCAACGGACUUCAGUAAUCGUUGCUUAUACCUUUUUUCUGACGCUGAUCUCCAUUUUAUAGUAGAAAAAAAUUGUUUUCUUUUUAACCGAGAAUGUAAAAAAAUAUUCACUUUCAUCAUCAGUCUGUAAAUAUAUGUAAAUCUCAGUAAAUGUAUUUCACUUUUCCACACUUUCAUUAAAGUUAACUUAUUUUGAUA